This is a messenger RNA of Haemorhous mexicanus (house finch), 5370 nucleotides long. RefSeq names its product repulsive guidance molecule BMP co-receptor b (gene RGMB). Gene Ontology annotation, molecular function: coreceptor activity. The record is from RefSeq and is a predicted model, not a curated record. Gene Ontology annotation, cellular component: plasma membrane. The transcript has 3 exons. Gene Ontology annotation, biological process: BMP signaling pathway. The coding region runs from base 1391 to 2614 and encodes 407 amino acids. Lineage: Eukaryota; Metazoa; Chordata; Aves; Passeriformes; Fringillidae.
UUCUCGGUAGAGCCUUUCAUGAGGAGGAAUUCGCGAGCUGGGCCUGUGUAGUCCAGAGGAGAGAAGACUGAGAGGGGAUCUUGUUAAUGCAUAUAAGUAUCUCCAUCCGAGAGGAUGGUGCCAGAUUUCUUCAUUGGUACCGAGCGACAGGAAGAGGAACAAUGGCUAUAAACUGAAACACAAAAAGCUUCACCUCAACGUUAGGAAGAACUUCUUUGCAUUAGAAGUAGCAGAGCACUGGAACAGGCUGGCAGAGAAGUCAUGGAGCUUCCCUCUCUCGAGACCUUCAAACCCUACCUGGACACGUUCCUGUGUCACCUGGUCCAAGUGAUCCUUCCUUGGCAGGGGGGGGUUGGACUAGAUGUUCCCCAGAGGUCCCUUCCAGCCCUAAAAAUUCUGUGAUUCUGUGAUUUAUCGGACUGUUUGAUAACUUGACAGAUUUGCUAAGCUAGCCUGAUUUAUUUUUUAUUAAAAUAAUAUUACGAAUACAAGUGAAGGGAAAUAAAAGUUUUGAUGCUUUGAAAGUCUGGCUCUAAACCCAGUAUUCCCUCUGUCAUUUUGCUUGGCAUGGGUCUUUUUUGUGUAUCUGAAAAUACAGAAGUUGAUUGUUGUCAGGGGUUUUUUUCUGUAUUCUGCAAAGGUGUGUAUGGCUUGCACAAAGAAAUUUUCAGCUUACCUAUAUGGUCAUACUUAGCUGUAGGUGAGGAAUUCCUCAUUCUACUCUAUGUUGUCUUGGGAUUUUGACAGAUUUGUGUUAGCUCCACAUCACUGGCAAAACAUAUUGCUCUUAUAAAUUCAUGGUUUGGAUAUUCAGAUUAAGUCACGUGAAUACUGACUCAGGAAGGUCAGCUGAGGCGCAGAAAAAAAAUUGCUGAUAUCCUCUUAUCACUGGGUGCAUUGCCGAAAACAGCUAUUUAAAAAUGAAAAAUGUUGUUAUUCAACCUAUUUUCUACUUCUCAUGGCUCAGGUUUCUCAUAUAUUUUUUCCCUUUUUUUUAAUCUCUUCCAUGCAUCUUUGUGGCAUUCAAAACCUGCUUUAUGACAGCGAGAAAUUUCAGAUAAAUGUUCCCACGGAUAAUUUUCAUAGUUUUGCAGGCUUGGGCAGCUGUUACAUGAAGUUGCACCCCUAUUCUUUAUGAAGGUCCAUUUUCUCUUUGGAUGGCAGGAAAUGUGAUCUCUCCUAGACUGGGGUCCUCCUGGUUCUAACCUGUGUGAAAAGUGGUUCUUUUGCCCUUAGCUUGUCUUGUUCAUUUAAUUUUUGCCCCUUGUAUGUUCUUUGGUAAAAGUUACCUUCAGAAAGCUGCUAACUGCCAUGAGAAUCUGGAAGGAUUUCAGAUCAUAUGUGUGAGAACUGUGGAGGAGAAAACUAAAACUUCGGUUUGCUUGCAAGGAUGUUAACUGCUUUUUUAUGGAAAUCAGGUGACUGUAAGCUGCACACAUCUUGUGGAAUCCAGAAGUGCACCACUGAUUUUGUGUCCUUUACUUCACAUCUAAACACAGCUCUUGAGGACUUUGAUUUGGAAUUCUGCAAGGCCCUGCGGGCAUACUCUGUGUGUACCUAUCGCAAUUCCAAAGUGUGCCGUGGAAACCUAGUCUACCAUUCUGCAGUGCUUGGGAUCGGUGAUCUCAUGACCCAGAGAAACUGUACCAAAACUGGACCCACAUCCUCCGCCAACUCUGAAAUGACCCAUGAUCCUUGCAAUUACAGUGGCCACACAGAAGCAAGAGAACAUCAAGGGGGAGAGAAGACACCUCCUCCUACUUACUUGUUUUGUGGCUUGUUUGGGGAUCCUCAUCUGAGGACUUUUAAAGAUCACUUCCAGACAUGCAAAGUGGAAGGCGCUUGGCCCCUCAUAGACAAUAAAUACUUAUCAGUGCAAGUGACCAAUGUGCCUGUGGUGCCAGGAUCCAGCGCUACUGCUACAAAUAAGAUAACCAUUAUCUUUAAAUCAUACCAAGACUGCACAGAUCAGAAAGUAUAUCAAGCAAUGACUGAUGACUUGCCUGCAGCUUUUGUUGAUGGCACAACAAGUGGAGGAGAUGAGAACACCAGGAGCUUGCACAUUGUGGAGAAAGUCAAUGGCAAAUAUAUUGAGAUGCAUGCAAGGUACAUUGGAACCACAGUGUAUAUCCGUCAGCUUGGGCACUACCUGACCCUGGCCAUUCGCAUGCCCCAGGAGUUGGUCAUGGCCUUUGAGGAGAAUCAGGAUCUGCAGCUGUGUGUGAAUGGCUGCCCUUCCACUGAACGUAUUGAUCCAAGUGGCCACUUGCCAUUGCCUGUGAUGGGAAAGCUGCUUCCUUGGGGUGCUGCAUCUCAUCCCCAAUCAGGGUAUACACUGGAAACAGCCACCACCAAAUGCCAUGAGAAGAUGCUUGUGAAGGACAUCUAUUUUUACUCGUGUGUAUUUGAUCUACUCACCACUGGCGAUGACAACUUCACAGCUGCUGCUCACAGUGCCUUGCAGGAUGUGGAGGCACUGCACCCCAGCAAAGAGCGCUGGCAUAUCUUUCCCAGGAGUGGAGAUGAUGGUGUGGGCAGGGAUAGCAAAUUCUUUGUCAGUCUUGGACUUCUGUGCUUGAUCCUUGUUGCAUAUUUGUACAAUUUUUUUUUUUAGAGUUGAACAAAAUUUAUAUAUAUUAUUAUAAUAUAUUGAGUAAAGCGGAAUAUAUAUGUAUAUACCAUGUAUAUGAAGGAAUGUCUUGUCUUGGGGCAUCAAUCAGAUAGGAUGUUCACUGUUUUCAUGUAUGUUUGAUUCAGUAUUCUAUGUAUCUAUUUGUUUUACAGUUGUUGAAAAGUUUUAUAGUGUCCCUGCAUUGAGACUUGAUAAAAAGCACUUUAUUUUUCACACAUUAAAUAUAUAAAUGUGUAUCUCAGUAACUAUGUGUUACACAGUGCUCGCUCUUCUCUGAGUACUACUUGGUUUUACACACUUUUUUAAACUAAAUUAACUUGUGGGUUUUCCCAAGAGACCUUAUUAAUGCCAAAUGUGUAUAUUUUGAAGCUAGUGAAUGGUCUCUGGAGAGAGUUUAAACUUAGAGGGAGCACCUUUUUUUUUUUUUUCCCUCCACAGGCCCUCCAGUUGUCUGUAUUCUAGAAGGCUACAGAUUUAUGUUUUAUUCAUGCUUUGAAACCCAACAAUGUAUGAAUCUUUGCAAAAUGUUGUAGGUGCGGUUCAUUAGUAUACCAGUUUUGUGCGUGUGUAAAAGAAUGGCUGUGCAGUGUGUAAAUAUUUUAAAUUAUUAUAAUAGAAGAACAGUUGUCAUGUACUGUCUCUGCCCCUGCUGAGGAACAUCAGUAAGGUGGUAUAAGUGACCCCUGGUGCAGUGCACAGAAGUUGGAGAUACAGACCACUUACUGGGCAGGUAAUCUAUAAACAAAUUCUCAGUUUGUCUCCUAGCCAAAUAGGAUGGAUAGGAUAUUGGAUAGCUAUGUGCUGAAUACAGUUGUUAUACUUCUUGCAGGUGCUUGUUUCUCUCUGCUAUACGUAAAUUUAUGACCAGCAGCUGCAAAACAGGCCAGUUUAUUGAAAGAGAUGAGGAAACUAAGAUAAGGAACCAUUCCCUCAAGAUCAGCAACUCCCAGUUGUACAGUUCCUUUGGAGUGUUUGCAGAGAUAAUUACAAGAAUUUUAACACAGGGAUCGGUAUUACUGCUGCAUCCCUCCUGAGAGACAUUAUAAAAAUCCUCUUUUCAAGCUACUGGAGAACUCUCAGACCAGAAGAACCCCAGAACAGAAAAUUAUUUUCUGUAAAAUUAAAGAAGAGGUGGGGAAAUUUGAAUAAAUGAUACAGAAAAAUCAGUAAGAUUACAGAACUUAGUGUAACAAGAUGAUCUGCUAAAUAUAUAUGGAGUAUUUCAGCUGCAAGGCUAAUCACACAGUGUGAAGGUAAAUUCAAAGUGCCAAAACUUAAAAGAUGCUAUGUCAGAUACAUACGAAGAAAUACAGACCUAAUAAACCUAAUCACAACUGUGAAUAUUCUUCACUAAGCUUGUAUUACAGGUGGAAGUUGAGGUGUGGGAGAAAUAAUCUUAUCUGGAAGAUGUAUGAGUGAAAGGAGCUGUAGAAAUUGCCAUAGAAGGCAAAAGGAGCGUUAAAUAUGUAUACAUUUACUAUCCACAGAAGGCAGCUGUUAUACCUGUAUGAGCUUACUCACAGCUGUCAGUCUAACACCACAAGCUCUGUAGAAGGCUAUGUAAUGUGAUCAUAGGUAUUUUAAUGCAACAACCAGUCAGCUGUUACUGAUGCUAUCUGUUUCCUGGCCUUUGUCUUAAGCUAGCCUUGGAUAUUAUUACUCAGAAAGGUUUUUGAGUAUCUUCUAGAACACUCCUAACCAUAUACUAACAGAGCUUCUAACAACAGGUGAUGAUAGUUCUGUGCAGUUGUGGAGUCUGACAACUUCCUUAGUAAGCAUGAGACUGUAUGCCUAAUACUUUAUUUCGUGUGUACAGAAGGCUCCUAAACAAGAGUAUUAUAAAAAGAAAUAGCAGACUCAAUUGCCUGUCAAACCAAAAAUUCUUUUCUUCUUCCUGGAAAACCUGUCUGUAAGAAAAAUGUGCAUAGAGCAUCUGUUAAGUGGAAUACAACCAGAGAGUACAACCUUUUGUUCUUAUGGGUCAAGUUACAGACCUUCAGUAUUGCAUUUCCUUUCAGAUUACUGCUGUACUGCCAGAAAAUCGAAUACCAAUUAUUUACAUUCUCCUGCUUUAGCAUUAUGAGUACUAUGCAUUUGUUUUAUGAGUUUUGAGGCUGUGCCAGUGUCUGUUUACUUAUAUACACUCCAAAGUGAAGCAAGCAGCUCUGCAAGCUUUGAACUGCCUAACGAGAGUUUCAUUAGUGGACAUGUUUUGAAAAAAAAGCCUAGGAGUAUCAUGGCUUUCUUCUCUUCUGAGAAGAGAUACAGAACAGAGUUUCAAAUCUUGUAUUCAUUUUCUUCAUGUAGGUACAGCUAUUGUCUUUUACACUGAAAUUUUCAUCUUUUGGUUAUUUAAUGCCCAUCUAUGUCUUGACUGAUGUAAGUUCUUUCCUGUCUUUCCCUGUUCCAGCUAUACAAUAUCCAAAUGGGACUAGUAACAAUUCCCUUUUUUUAGCAGGUAUUCUGUGUUUUUUACAAGGUAAGCAUUCUAUGUAUUGUGCUACUACUUCUCUUCAAUUGUAUUCAAAACAAACAGGGAUUGUGGGUAUCAGUGUUGUCCAUUACAUUUUAUAGUUCUCGUUAAUUACCUUGUUAUGGAGAGCAACAUAGCUACAGUUCAAGUACAAGUAUGCAGGUAAAUUAAUGAUGCUGAUGUAAAACAACUGCAUCUGAUCUGAUUUGGAAUUCUUUAUGUUCAUAACUGAACUUUGUUGACAUUAAAAGCUGCUAGUACUAAA